CUGAGCAGGACACCUAAAGGCAGCACCGAUACAAACCUGCCUCUAGCCUCGCAAACAACAAGCGGCACAAAUCCAGGACAGACUGUCGGUUUUUGCAGCUAUUUCAACGUAACGGCACUUGUUUAUACACAGUGAGCAUUUAUCUGUUUCCUUUCAGACGUGCACAGGACGGAGGGAUGAUGACAGUGGUUUAUAAGGACGACCAGGAGGACUGGCUCACAGUGUGUCUCAAGUACCUGCUUUUCGUCUUUAACCUUCUCUUCUGGGUGGGCGGAGCAGCUGUUCUGGGCGUAGGAAUCUGGACGCUGGUGGAAAAGAGCGACUACUUGAGUCUACUGGCCUCAAGCACCUUUGCUGUCUCGGCGUGGAUCCUCAUCCUGGCUGGCAGCCUGGUGGUGGUGACGGGGUUCUUGGGCUGUUGCGCGGUCAUCCGAGAGCGGAGAAUCUGCUUGUCCACGUAUUUUUUCUGCCUGCUGUUGAUCUUCUUGAUUGAGUUGGUGGCUGGUGUCCUGGCGUAUGUCUACUACCAGAAGCUGAGCAAGGAGCUGAAGCAGCAUCUUAACCAAACUAUGACUGAGAACUACGCCCAGCCUGGGAAGGAGGCCAUCACAUCAGCUGUGGACCGACUUCAACAGGAUUUCAAAUGCUGUGGCAGCAACAACUCCCACGACUGGAUGUUGAGCGUGUACAUUUCUUCAAAGCGGGCAGAAGGUCGCGUGGUGCCUGACAGUUGUUGCAAAACCAUCACGCCGUACUGUGGCAGGCGAGACCACCCCUCCAACAUCUACAAGGUGGAGGGUGGCUGCAUCUCCAAGCUGGAACAGUUUCUUGCAGACCACCUGCUGGUCAUUGGUGCUGUGGGAAUAGGUGUGGCCUGUCUGCAGCUGACCGGCGCAGUCUUGACAGCCUGCUUUAUUUACUGGCUAUAUAAAGAGGAGGAGGACUUCUUCGGUACUUUAUGAUUAGCUGUUGAGCAACUUUGUGGUUUAAUCCACGGCAGACACAAGAUCUGUGGGAUGGUGUUCACCUGCUUCUUGCACAGAAGGAUCAAGAUGGAGCCUUACUGAGCACGCCAUCAUGGUGUAGGAUCCAGCUCCAAUCCAAUUCCUGAGUCUUGAACAGUCACUUGGCAGCCGAAAACAAGAGUACAGACAUGUUGUACUUCAACUAGACCGCAGUACCAAGCGACUGUGCCACUGAUCACCCAGGAUCCUUCUCGUUCUAUAGACCUCAUAUCAUGCAUUUUAAUUUCUGAUACCUGGCUGUGGACCUGAGUUGUUGUGGAACAUCAUUUGCAUGUUGUGAGCAGGAUGAAGAACCAGACCUAAUUUUUUGUUCACUAUGGAGAUACUCAUUGAAGUGAAAGUGUUUCACAAGUGAUGCAAGUAAGGAUGGCGCAGUUAAUGAAGCUAAUUUAACAAUAAUUAAUAAUUAAUAAAUAAUUUUGCUCCAUUAUGCCACCUAGUGGCUGGUAGGGAAGCUAUUUAACAAAGUUGAUAAUCAUACAGACUUGCACUAAUGUGACAGUACGUGUUAUAACAAUAUGCUGCUUCAUUGUGAGAUGUAAAAGUCCCUUAAUGUACAUUAAGACAUUUAUAUGAUUAUGCUGCAAUUAUCUAGUUAAAGUGAAAAAUGUUUGCAUUUGUCUAUCAAAGGGUGAUCUUGGCAAGUCAGUGUGUAACAUACAGCUGGUAUAUUUGUAUACAUAUUUUUGGUUCAAAGUUUUAUAUAUUUUGUGCGUGGGUGUUGGCAGGAGUCACUCGUGUGUAAGAGAUGAAGGAUGCUCACGUAGAACGUGAUUAAAAUAUUCGCAUGUAUCUCA
Molecule: messenger RNA, 1822 nt
Organism: Thalassophryne amazonica
Lineage: Eukaryota; Metazoa; Chordata; Actinopteri; Batrachoidiformes; Batrachoididae
Gene: tspan11
Product: tetraspanin 11
Exons: 9
Coding region: 177-962 (261 amino acids)
Cellular component (GO): membrane
Source: RefSeq, a predicted model, not a curated record